AUGUCACGGACCCCAUAUUCACGGAUCAAAUUUGAAACUUGCCAUGCAAGAGAAGGCAAUCAGUGGAGAUCAAAAACCAAAUCUUCCCCUGCAGCCACCGUGCUAGAUGUGGAAGAAGAAGGUUAUGUUACGGCUGGUAGCAGCCAUCAGCAGCCUGGCCGCAGUACCAUGUCGAAGUUUAUGGGUAAUAAGUACAUGUGGGUUGAUGAUAACAUGGCAACACAGCAAGUGGGGAGCUCUACAACUUUUAAUGUAUUAGAUUUUGGCGCUAAAGGUGAUGGAAAUGCAGAUGACUCCAAGGCAUUUGAGGCAACAUGGGCAGCUACUUGUAAAGUGGAGGCAUCAACAAUGAUUGUUCCAUCUGGAUUUGUUUUCCUUCUCCAUCCGAUAUCUUUUUCAGGUCCUGAUUGUGAAGCCAACAUUGUAUUUCAGUUGGAUGGUAAGAUCAUAGCUCCUACUAGUUCUGGAGCUUGGAAAACUGGCCUUUUACAAUGGAUUGAGUUCAUAAAACUGAAGGGAAUUACGAUUCAAGGUAAAGGCAUUAUUGAUGGACAGGGUUCUGUCUGGUGGAACCACUCACCAACAUAUAAUCCUGAAAACUCAGAGGCUCUAAGGUUUUAUGGAAGUACUAGUGUGACAGUCACCGGCAUCACGAUCCAAAACAGUCCUCAAACUCACCUCAAAUUCGAUGAUUGCACAACUGUUCAAGUUUCUGAUUUCACUGCAUCAUCACCUGAGAACAGCCCUAACACAGACGGAAUCCAUUUGCAGAACUCCCAAGAUGUGCUCAUUUACAGUUCCGAUCUUGCAUGUGGGGAUGACUGUGUAUCUAUACAGACCGGAUGCUCAAAUGUAUAUAUACACAAUGUUAAAUGCGGACCUGGACAUGGAAUUAGUAUUGGAGGAUUAGGAAGGGAUAACAGCAAAGCCUGUGUUUCGAACGUCACUGUCCGAGACGUUGCAAUGCUCAAUACUUUAACUGGUGUCAGAAUAAAGACAUGGCAGGGAGGCUCUGGCUCGGUACAAGGAGUAACUUUCUCAAACAUACAGGUUAGUGGAGUUAAAACACCAAUCAUGAUUGACCAAUUCUACUGUGACAAGAGCAAAUGUCAAAAUGAAUCUUCAGCUGUGGCUGUGUCAGGCAUAAACUACAUAAAUAUAAAAGGCACAUACGCAUCAAAACCUGUACACUUAGCCUGCAGUGAUGACUUGCCAUGCACCGGAAUAUCUUUAUCUACCAUAGAGCUAAAUGCCGUUGAAGAAGACAGCCAACCUUUCUGUUGGAACACUUAUGGGGAACUUAGAAGCUCCACUGUUCCUCCAAUUAAUUGCUUACAAAUUGGCAAAUCAAGACAAAACAUUGAUUGCUGA
Messenger RNA from Dovyalis caffra, 1371 nucleotides. The record is from the annotation of a GenBank genome assembly. Lineage: Eukaryota; Viridiplantae; Streptophyta; Magnoliopsida; Malpighiales; Salicaceae.